Patiria miniata (bat star) is the source of this 2981-nucleotide messenger RNA. RefSeq names its product serine/arginine repetitive matrix protein 1-like. The transcript has 8 exons. The record is from RefSeq and is a predicted model, not a curated record. Lineage: Eukaryota; Metazoa; Echinodermata; Asteroidea; Valvatida; Asterinidae. Bases 313 to 2826 code for a protein of 837 amino acids.
CACCAUGCGAUGUAAUUUGAUUUCAUUGCUAGGAACGCUUUACGUUGGAGAUCAUUUUCGAUAUUUCGCGGUUUCGGUUAGAAUUUUGUUCCUUAAAAUAUGCCUAGUUGAAUGCCCUUCCCAACCAAAGACUUUAUGCUGCUAUGGUUUGUGAUAUGAUUUCGGCCUGGUCUUCUCGAAGGACAUGUUAUCGCUUUUGAUGGCUGAGGUCACUGCAGGGAAAAAUUAAUGAUGUCCACAUCCAGGCCAUGGGACUCAUAGCAGAGAUUGACUUGUUUGAAGACUAACUAGCAAACCCAGAGGGAGGCCAUCAUGAAGCGUUUUCUGUGCACGGACAGCCUGCUGAUGCUGCCCAUAUCCGGAGCAUUCCUCACGUUGCUAGGGAUUCUUCUAAUAAUCCUGUACAUCGUUGCUAGGGGACUGACUGCCUCACUGUACUACGUAGAGGGCGCCCUACCAACAUAUGUUGUCGCUGUUUUGCUGAUUUUGACCGGUGCUGCAAUGAUUGUUCUUCUCAAGAAACGACCAAAUCUUCUGAUCUACUUAGCCAUUGGACUCAACUGCAUAGUAUUCAGUCUAUCUGCCCUCCAGGCUAUCUCUGUAGGAAUCGUGUCCAUCCCAUUCCUGGGUAGUUUCAGCGCUUGUGUUUACCACAGCUCACUGUCGGAAUGCCAGUGCUAUAUACUGACAGCCAAGGAGAACAAUAGCACGGGGAUAAUAGUACCCGGAGCUGACAGUGAGAAAGUGACUUUCCAAGCGGUCCGUAGCUGUGCCGUCAUCGAGCAUAACAUGAUCGACUGUCUGUACAUCCUGUGUAUAAUCUACGGCUUCGCUGGUAUCGCUAGUCUGGUUACCGGCUCACUCUCAUUCAUGCUGCUGUGUUCGCAGAGGCGGGCUACCAAGGAAGCGCAUGCACUCCAAGAGGCCGGCCUGUCCAGAAACCGAAGACAACUGUCAGAUAAUGGGGCACCACAGACUAACGACACCAACAGAGAAAGUAGAACUCAGCCCAGCACUGAGACAUCCAAUCCCACCGCAGCUAGUGCCACUACCGCUAGUAAUACAACCGGGCCAGGACGGAGGGCGACCAUAGGUCACCACGACGUCAGGAACGAGCGACCCCGUAUAGUUCAAAGGUCAUCCAGCACCAGCGCAGCCCAUGGCAGACAGGCUAGACACAACUUGGGUGACGCACGUGGUGCGACGGUUCGGGGGGCAUCAGCCCCGCAGCAGCAUUCCAAUCCCUCACAGCGGCAGGGCACUAGACCCCCGACUCUAGUCCGAGGGGGCUACCUACAGAUCCACGUCAACGGUCCUUCCAUACCCGUCUACGUCGUCCCUGGUAGCAGUAACGAGGCCUUCAUUGCCUUGACGGACCUCCCAUCUCUUCGGCUCCCUUCGUUGGACUCCGUCCCAGCCUACGUCUCUGAAAUCGCAGACCUCUAUCCCAGCGAUCAACCCCCUCCAUACAGUCCAACCCCGGAUGAACAUCACCCUCCAACAUUCUCUGCAAUCAUGGAGUCUCCAUCCACCCCUACUUCUGGAAAUAGAAGGGACCCAGCUCAAAGGCUGGUGUUACUCCAGGAAGAGUCCACUGAUCAAUCUAGGGAAGAACAGGCUCAAACACAAAAUGAAAUAUCAGCUGAGUCUGCUGCACAGAGUGUGACACCUACAGACAAUCCAAAUGAGCCUGGCUCUAACCAGACUGGGGCAGUCCAGACCAGUGUGAUUUCCGAGAGUCCAGACCAAUCACAAACUGCCCAUGUAUCAACAGAGAUAGCAACUCCGCAGUCCUCACCGGGUGAUCCCGAACAGGGAGCAGAAUCUACCCCAGUGAGUGGGGUCGAUGUUGCUCAAUCUCGCGAAGAUACUAUACAAACAAGCAGGGUCUCUCCGAGAACUGAGGAAGCAACAGAGCCUCCAGCAACAACAUCUAGUAACACUGAAAUAAACCAUCCAGGAAAUGUUCAAGACAAUCAAACAAGGGACAGCCCUACUCUCCCUGAGUCAGUUGAGAGAUUGCCAGCCUCAUCCCAAAGCCAAGGUGCGCGCCCAAAGCAAAGGCAGAGUCACUCCCGUGCGGGAGAGGAAGCCUAUUUAGCACACACCAGGAGCUCUUCGCCAUCAAGAAGCUCCCCUCCACCCAGGACUCCUUCACCUCAGAGAGGGCCCCCACCAAACAGAAGGUCUGUUUCUCCUAGAAGAAGACAACAAACAGUGAGCGAGAUCCCACCAAGAGAGUCGGUCAAUACUACAAGGGAGGCAACAAGAGCCAGAUCCAACUCUAGAGGCAGGCAGAGACAGCUCCCGGAUAUCCUCCCAAGGAUGAAUCAUCUCCCAGACACCGAGAUCAGAAACUCAUCCAACCGACCACAACCAGCCAGUUCCUCAAACAGGGAAAAAGCCAGUCAGAAGAAGCACCAUCAACAGAAGUCAUCCCAGAAAAGGCAAGAACGUGUUCCUCAGCAAUCAUCUCAUGGGGAGACAUCCUCAAGAAGACCACCAAAAAAUCCAGACAAAACACAACAUCAGACCAGCUCCAGGUCCAAAUCAAGAGACAAGCCAUCCCAACACAACCCCGACUUGAAGAAGAAGGAUUCUUCAAGGAGAGAUCACAGGCAUCGCAGCAGCUCUGCCAAGCGCGCAUCGGGAAGUGCCAAGAUUGAGAUGAAUAUACCGCCCAACCCCAGCCUCUCAAGCACAGAGAGCUUGACCAAUAUCCUAACGCUGGUAGAAUCAGUCCAUUCGUCAGUGAAGGCCAAGCCUAAGAAACACAGAAAGACCAGCAAUGAAGAGAAAGUCAACCUAGUAGACAGCAGGGUCUAAAUGUGUACUGUCUGUGAUGCAGUACACAGUGGCCUACCACUGAGAGGUGUUAUCACGUUAAAUAUUUCCGGGUGUUAAACUCCAUAUUCGUGGAGUGCCGUAGCCUCAUGGUCUGGAGCAUUGAAUCCGCGGUCUGCGGGUAAUUCUGCAGGUUG